GCUACUGAGACUUGAUCUCCUGUGUGGGUUCAAGAGGACUGAGGAGAAAACCUGGGAUGCCAAAAGAUGGGAUCAGAAGGAGAAAUGAUCAACCUAAACGCUUCUAAUCCUGGCUUCAGAGGGGAAAAUGUAAUCAACAUAAACCAUUAUGCUACCAAGAAAAGUGUGGCAGAGAGCAUGCUAGACGUGGCCCUAUUUAUGGCCAAUGCUACACAGCUGAAGGCAGUACUGGAACAAGGACCUUCAUUCCACUAUUAUGCAGCUCUGAUAGCUCUCAUCAGCAUUUCCCUCUUCUUCCAGAUGACCAUUGGGAUCCUCCUUAUUGUGAUGGCUCGACUGAACCUAAAUGAUGUAACAAAACAACAGCGCCUGGACUUGCUCAACAAUAUUGCCACAGUCCUAGUUUUCAUCACGGUCAUUAUCAACAUCUUCAUUACGGCCUUUGGGGUGCAGAAGACAGGGCUGUAUCCAAACUUUUAUGGACGAAGACUCUACUGAUUCUUGA
Candoia aspera is the source of this 505-nucleotide messenger RNA. RefSeq names its product ninjurin 2 (gene NINJ2). The record is from RefSeq and is a predicted model, not a curated record. NCBI's taxonomy places the organism in Eukaryota, Metazoa, Chordata, Lepidosauria, Squamata, Candoiidae. Gene Ontology annotation, biological process: cell adhesion; tissue regeneration. The coding region runs from base 67 to 498 and encodes 143 amino acids. The transcript is spliced from 3 exons. Gene Ontology annotation, cellular component: membrane.